Letharia columbiana is the source of this 612-nucleotide messenger RNA. RefSeq lists its product as uncharacterized. The transcript is spliced from 5 exons. The record is from RefSeq and is a predicted model, not a curated record. Lineage: Eukaryota; Fungi; Ascomycota; Lecanoromycetes; Lecanorales; Parmeliaceae. The coding region runs from base 1 to 612 and encodes 203 amino acids.
AUGUCACAAUUUAUCCAUGAUGGCCUCAUACGUCUGGUGAUCGAUUCUCUGAUCCUCAUCGGAGUCGCAAGUAUAUUGGGCUCGGUCUUCAAUCGUCGAGUUGAAGAGACGUACUGCCCUCAAGUAAAAGACUGGGAUAGAUGGAGCAAGCAAAAUUGGGCGGCGAGUGGAUCUUUAGUCUGCCUAUUGAGCGUUGCAACAUUGAUAAGACCGCGGACCAUCAUAAUUUUUAUUGGGCGUCAGGGCAAGCGUCCACUUAUACAAGCUAAAUGCGGGCAAUUUUGUCUUCAAUCUUUGCAUGCCGUUUGCGACCAUUUCUCGCUGGAAUCACCUGGACUGUUUGGGGGUCACAUAGGAGUGUUGGCGUCAGGUUUGAAAGCAUUGGACGCAUUGAAUAAGCCCGCAAGAAGGCUCUCGGUGGACUGGCCGUUUGCGAUGGCCGUCUUCGCUAUUUGCGCUAUGGGAGAUGUGAUUGUGUAUGCCCAUCGAACCACGAAGACCGGAGCGCAAGACUCGAAGGCAGCAAGAGUACCAGAUCAACGUGCAGACGAGACUGGGAAACCCCUAACAGGAGAAACGAAAGAGAAUGCAGCCAACGAGUUAGAGACAUAA